Onthophagus taurus is the source of this 3053-nucleotide messenger RNA. RefSeq names its product putative ankyrin repeat protein RF_0381. Gene Ontology annotation, molecular function: protein binding. Lineage: Eukaryota; Metazoa; Arthropoda; Insecta; Coleoptera; Scarabaeidae. The record is from RefSeq and is a predicted model, not a curated record.
AUGAAUGAAAAUAGCGGUAGUGACACAGAAUCCGAAACACUCAACGAUCUUCAACCAAUGUCUGCUGCUGCUGAAGUUGAGACUGGUGAUUCUGAAGACCGGAUUCAACAACUAUAUUUAUCAUCAUUGCAUGCACACAUAUGUCAAAGGCGAGGAUCUGAAGAACUACGCGAUGAAUGGCAGUGCACGUCAGCUGUAUCCAGUUGCAAAACAAUGAAAUCGUUGCUAAAUCAUAUGACAUCAUGUCAAAAGCUACAGAACUGCAUGGUGCCAUAUUGUAGCUCUUCGAGGGAACUAAUAAACCAUUGGAAUGAUUGUGUGAGAAUUGUUUGUUCAAUUUGUUUGCCACUGAGACAAGCGGAUGAACGCAGCACUAGUCCUUUUCAUUGGGAAUUUGCCCUACACCUUGCCGCUACCAAUAACAACAUCGAAUGGGGCCAAUUAUUGAUGAUAAAAGGAAUGGACGUUAACGCACGCAACCCGUGCAAUCAGACACCUUUACACGUUGCUGUUAUGUACGACAACCUUGAGUUUGGACGAUUGUUAAUCGAAAAUGGAGCAGAUAUUGCUACCAACUCCGAUUAUAUAGGAACGCCCUUACACUUAGCUGCUCAAGAUGGCGGCGGUAUGAAUAAGUUGCAAUUUGAAAAUUUAGCGGGUGUUCGAGCUAAGGGCAAUAAGGAAACAUACCCAUUCAGGAAAUUAUUGCAUUCAUUUGAAUUUGGUCGAUUGCUAAUCGAAAAAGGAGCGGAUGUUAACGCUAAAACCAAUAGCAAUCAGACAGCUCUACAUUAUGCCGCUAUAUAUGGUAACAUUGAAGUGGGUCGAUUAUUACUAGAAAACGGAGUUGAUGUCAAUUGGAAGGAUACCAGUGAAACAACACCCUUACACUUUACUGCUCAUAAAGGAGACAUGGAAUUUGGUCGGCUACUACUCGAAAAUGGGGCCGAUAUUAAUGCUAAAACCAAUGAAGGGGAAACCCCAUUAUAUUUUGCUAUAUUAAACAAAAAAUUUGAAUUUGGACGGCUCCUAAUUGAAAAUGGUGCAGAUAUUAAUGCGAAGGACAAAUAUAAAAGAACACCCUUGCAUUUGGCUGCUAGUGAUAAGAACAGCGAAUUUACUUGGUUGCUAAUUGAAAAUGGUGCUGAUAUUAAUGCUGAAACCAUGGCAAAUGAGACAGUUUUACAUUCUGCCGCUAAAGGUGGGGACAUUGAAUUGGGUCGACUACUACUCAAAAAUGGAGCGGAUGUUCACGCUAAAAGCGAAAGAAAUCAGACAGCUUUACAUCAUGCCGCUUGGUAUGGAAACAUUGAAGUGGGUCGGCUACUCCUGGAAAAUGGGGCCGAUGUUAACGCUAAAACCAAUGAUGGGAAAACCCCAUUAUAUUGUGCUACAUUUAAUAACGAAUAUGAAUUUGGACGGCUCCUAAUUGAAAGUGGUGCAGAUAUUAAUGCGAAGGACAAAUAUAAACAAACACCCUUGCAUUUGGCUGCUAGUGAUAAGAACAGUGAAUUUGCUUGGUUGUUAAUUGAAAAUGGCGCUGAUAUUAAUGCUAAAACCACGUCAGAUGAGACAGUUUUACACUGUGCCGCUAUGAGUGGAGACAUUGAAUUGGGUCGGCUAUUACUCGAAAAUGGGGCGGAUGUUACAGCUGAGCUCCCUUGGAAAGGAACACCAAUAUUUGUUGCCGCGAGGUGUGAAAACAUUGAAUUCGUUCGUUUGCUUAUCGAAUAUGUAGGAGAUGUUAACUCACUUUUACAGUUUGCCGCUAGUACGGGAAACAUUGAAUUGGGUCAGCUACUUCUUGAAAAUGGAGCGGAUUUUAGAGCUAGUACCAUAUCAAGACAAACACCCAUAUUUGUUGCCGCGGAGAAUAAUAAUCUUGAGUUUAUUCGCUUGCUAAUCGAAUAUGGAGAAAAUGUUAACAUUAAGAACUAUAAUGGAGAAACCCUAUUACACUUUGCCGCUAAUACUAAAAACAUUGAAUUGGGACAACUUGUUCUCGAACAUGGAGCAAGUGUUGACGCUAGAGACAACACUGGAAAAACGCCUUUACAUUGUAUUGUUUCUAAGUCUUAUAAUGAUAGUACGGCUGAAUUUUUCUGUAUGUUGUUGUAUUACAACGCGUCUGUAAAUGAAGCGGAUGAUUUGGGAUACGUGCCAUAUAUUUCUGCCAUAUACUCCAUAAAUCUUGAAAUUGCGGAUAUGUUAUAUAUUUAUGUAGACGAAUUGGAUUAUAUAUUUGUACUUCUCACACUAAAAGUAAUGAUGCAUUUAUUUAUAUUUAACGAUUCUAUCCCUGACUACUAUUUAGCACAUUUAAACAAAGCAAAAAUAGAUGAGGGUACAGACGAACAAUUACUUAAGGACAUUAAUCAGAUUGGUUUUGGGCCAAUAUACACAUGGUUUACUCAUUGCCAUAACAGUAUAAAAUGGGUUUGGUUACUUUUAAGUAAAGGGUUUCCAGUGACAUUAGAGGACAUUCAAGUCUUUUAUGAAACGAAAGGUUUUUGUGAAGAAAUUGAAGCAAUUUUAUCGUCGGAAGUGCCUAUCAGGUAUGAUAAUUAUUGUGGAUCUUAUAUAAAAAAGUUAAUCUAUAAUCGAAUCGACAAUUACGAUUAUUACUUUACGACAAAUAAUUACUUUGCAAAAAAGGGACAUGUUCCUAGCUUAGUACAAAUCGCGCGAGAUCGUUGUAGGAAAGAUAUUUUCAACGAACAUCAAACAGGUGCUAAUUAUAAAGCCUAUAAUGUUAUUAUGCGGAUGGAAAUUCCUAAAUUAAUCAAAGAUAUUCUAUUAUUAAAACAUCCAAUUUAUAUAGUAAAUUGAAUAAAAAAUAUUAUGUAGAGACGAUUGAAAUACAGAACAGAUUUUGUAAUUUUGAGAUAAAAUUAAUAUUAAUGCAACAAAAAAUUAAGAUGAUGGCCCUAUACAGCCCACAAGACUAUAGAAAUCCUAUCCAAAGAAAAGAGAGAAGAAUUCUAUUAGGGAACACUGUCAUACCAGGAAUCAAAUAGAUUUCACGAAAACCAUAUCAUUAUUAACAAUUGAUU